Molecule: messenger RNA, 1527 nt
Organism: Elephantulus edwardii (Cape elephant shrew)
Lineage: Eukaryota; Metazoa; Chordata; Mammalia; Macroscelidea; Macroscelididae
Gene: SNTB1
Product: syntrophin, beta 1 (dystrophin-associated protein A1, 59kDa, basic component 1)
Exons: 7
Cellular component (GO): dystrophin-associated glycoprotein complex; intracellular anatomical structure; synapse
Molecular function (GO): protein binding; structural molecule activity
Source: RefSeq, a predicted model, not a curated record
GAAGUUUUGGUGCGGGAUCGCUGGCACAAAGUUCUGGUGAACUUGAGCGAGGACGCCCUGGUCCUGAGCUGCGAGGAGGGCGCGGUGGCGCACAACGGCCUCGGGGCGGCCACCAAUGGCUCAUUCUGCAGGGGCGCCGGGUCCCCGGGCGGCGCGCAGCCCCCGGACUCGCCGGCGAACGUCCGCACCGCCUUCACAGACCUGCCCGAGCAGGUGCCCGAGGCCAUCUCGAACCAGAAGCGCGGCGUGAAGGUGCUGAAGCAGGAGCUGGGCGGGCUGGGCAUCAGCAUCAAGGGGGGCAAGGAGAACAAGAUGCCCAUCCUCAUCAGCAAGAUCUUCAAGGGGCUGGCGGCGGACCAGACCCAAGCCCUCUACGUGGGCGACGCCAUCCUGUCCGUGAACGGGGCCGACCUGCGGGACGCCACGCACGACGAGGCGGUGCAGGCUCUGAAGCGCGCGGGCAAGGAAGUGCUGCUGGAAGUGAAGUACAUGCGUGAAGCCACGCCCUAUGUGAAGAAAGGCUCCCCAGUCUCGGAGAUUGGGUGGGAAACCCCUCCACCGGAAUCCCCUCGGCUAGGGGCUGGGGCCUCAGACUCCCUGUCCCCGCAGACCUUCUCCUUCCACAGAGACCGGAAAAGCAUCCCCCUCAAGAUGUGCUACAUCACGCGGAGCAUGGCCCUGGCUGACCCCGAGGACAGGCAGCUUGAAAUCCACUCCCCAGAUGCUAAGCACACGGUCAUCCUAAGAAGCAAAGAUUCAGCCACCGCCCAGGCCUGGUUCAGUGCCAUCCAUUCCAAUGUUAGUGACCUGCUGACCCGAGUGAUUGCCGAGGUCAGGCAGCAGCUGGGGAAGGCCGGCAUUGCCGGGAGCCGGGAGCUCAGGCAUCUGGGCUGGCUUGCAGAAAAGGUGCCAGGGGAGAAUGAGAAGCAGUGGAAGGCGGCCCUGGUGGUGCUGACUGAGAAGGACCUGUUAAUUUAUGACAGCAUGCCCCGGAGGAAGGAGGCCUGGUUCAGCCCGGUUCACACAUACCCCCUUCUUGCCACCAGGCUGGUUCACUCAGGUCCUGGGAAGGGGUCACCCCAGACUGGUGUGGAUCUGUCCUUUGCAACCCGAACUGGUACCAGACAAGGGAUUGAAACCCACCUCUUCAGGGCAGAGACCAGCCGAGACCUGUCCUACUGGACAAGGAGCAUAGUCCAGGGAUGUCACCACUCAGCUGAACUCAUUACAGAAAUCACCACUGCUUGCACCUAUAAAAACCAGGAUUGCCGUUUGACCAUACAUUAUGAGAAUGGAUUUUCCAUUACCACCGAACCACAGGAGGGUGCCUUUACCAAAACCAUCAUCCAGUCUCCUUACGAAAAGCUCAAGAUGUCUUCAGAUGAUGGGAUCAGGAUGCUGUACUUAGAUUUUGGCGGCAAGGAUGGCGAGAUUCAACUGGACCUUCAUUCUUGCCCCAAACCAAUUGUUUUCAUCAUUCAUUCAUUCCUGUCAGCUAAAAUAACAAGAUUGGGGCUGGUGGCUUGA